Zootoca vivipara (common lizard) is the source of this 3732-nucleotide messenger RNA. RefSeq names its product desumoylating isopeptidase 1 (gene DESI1). Gene Ontology annotation, biological process: protein modification by small protein removal. The record is from RefSeq and is a predicted model, not a curated record. Gene Ontology annotation, molecular function: peptidase activity. Lineage: Eukaryota; Metazoa; Chordata; Lepidosauria; Squamata; Lacertidae.
GCUGCCUAGCGCCGUUCCAUCAUAGAGGCGCCGUGACUGGCAACCUGGAUUCGCCUUGUGGGGGCGGCGCAUGCGUGCGGCGAACGCUCCCUUCCCCGCUACCCUCCUCCCAUCUUCUCUAUCCCCUUCUGUCAGUUGGCUAUCACCCGCCGCAGGAGCAGGAGCCGGGCCGGCUGGGCUCCCCGUUUUCCCGGCCCCCCGCCCACUAAACACCACUACCACUGGCCUCGGCAAAGAGCUUCCUUCCCCGUUGCCCCUCCGUCCUCUUUCUGUCGCCCUCCGCCAAUGUCAUGGACUCGCCCCCGAUGCUGCACCCGGUGAAGCUCUAUGUUUACGACCUGUCCAAGGGCAUGGCUCGACGCCUCAGCCCCAUCAUGCUCGGUAAGCAGCUGGAUGGCAUUUGGCACACUUCCAUAGUUGUUCACAGGGAUGAGUUCUUCUAUGGUAGUGGUGGGAUCGCCAGUUGUCCACCUGGUGGGACUCUGCUUGGGCCCCCAGACUCUAUUGUAGACCUGGGAUGCUCAGAAGUUUCAGAAGAGCUGUUCUUGGAAUACUUGUCCUCAUUGGGUGAAUCUAUAUUCCGAGGAGAGGCUUAUAACCUUUUUGACCAUAACUGCAAUACAUUCAGCAAUGAAGUGGCACAAUUCUUGACAGGGAGGAAGAUCCCUUCCUACAUCACUGACCUUCCAUCUGAAGUUCUUGCAACACCUUUUGGACAAGCUCUUCGACCUCUCCUCGACUCUAUUCAGAUCCAGCCACCUGGAGGAAAUAAUUUCAGCAGGCAUAAUGGACAGAGCUAGCAUACCUGGUGGAAAGUGCCUCAAUUUACCAUGGCAUUUACUUUUUAAACUCCAGCGUACCAGAUUCCUAUCUUAUCAUUUAUGCCAGCGUUAACAGCAAGAUGGUGCACCAGACUUUCCAGGGAGAGCAUUUACUGGAUUGCAUGUGAUACAAUGCUACCGGGGGAAAAUGGUCAUAAAGUCAAAUAGCGUAUUUACUUACUAAAUUUGUUUUUGUCUUGGUUAUGUUUGGGUGCUUUUGAAAUAUCCCUUGCUGAGAAAGUGGAGAUUAGGAAACCCAUUGCACAACUUAAGUAAUGUGAGUGGCACUGAGUAUGCUAGUCUAAGCCAUUCCUCGCAAGACUUGCUUAUUUCUAUUACCCUUGUUAGUGUAUUUCUGGCAGAAAUAACCCAAAAGGUGUGAGUCUUGCAACACUGAAGUUCCUAAUACUAACUCAGUGCUAAGCUUGAAUGUUCUUUUAAUUCUUUUGUAGGGGGGGGAGCUAAAAACAGUCACUGUAAACUAAUUUCUGUCUUAAUUUGAUAAUAUAGGUUAGCUCCUUUAUGGCAGUAAUCUCUACGGUAAACUACUGAAUUGAGUUCUAAUUCUGGGUAUGAGUGACUGCAAGACAUUCAAGUCUUGCAAUACCUAAACUGGACUGGAGAUUGUGUAUGUUCUCUCCAGUGUCAGGUGAGAUCAUUCCCGCAAAUCAUUUUUAGCCCUAUGUGAAGAAAAAUGUGUUAGAACUGGGAUCUCUAUAAACAGAAAAGUCUGUUUAAUUACAUACCUGCUAUCACAAUUAUUUCUUUAAUGGGCUGUUAAUUGCUAAAUAAUAGCUGCUCUGGAACAAAGUCCAAAAUCAAUAUUAUCACCCACUAUUUAAGGAAGAGGGAACUUGUUUCUCAAACUAGACAUGUCUUAAGAACAUGAUUGAAAAAUAUCUGUUUGGACUGACCAUGUCAUGUUUGUUCAGUGGUGAAGAACUUUUCCCACACCAUGGUCUCAAUCUGGAUCAGGAGCCCCUGCUGCUGCUUUUGCAAACAGAGGCACGGUUGAUCUAAGUACAUUUCUGAACCAUCUCCUUAAAAGUCACAUAUAGUCCAAAACAUGUGUCUUCCAGAUUUUUUGAAGAUUAUAUUUGGAGGGUCAUCUAUUCAGGAACAAAAGCAAAAGGAUCAUUCUUUCCUCUCCUUUUCUCUUCUCUCUCAAGGCUUUUGGAGCAAUAGCUGCUACCAUUUGAAAAUGCCCUGUCUGCCUAAUAAAGGCCUUCUCCAAAUUCAGCAUGAUCAAUUCAUUAUCAAUUCAUUAUUGAAUAUCAAUCAACUCUGAAAGGUCUAUGCUCUUUCUGUUUUUAACAAUAGGCUGAUUCCCACCCACCACCCCCAAUAACUAAUGCUCUUGAAAGAAGCACAGUGAAAAGCUAUAAUUUUCUGUUCAGACAUGGCAGGAACAGGGGGACUGUUAAUGCUCAGUCAUAAUAAUCACAUGUACAGUACCCUAAAAUACAGCAGUAUUCAAUAAUUUGUUAAUUAAAACCCUAAACAAGCAGCUAGAUUACCAUUUGAGAAUAUAGUGUGUAUGCCUUUAGGUUGAUGCAGCAGGAAAGGCUGUUCUCUUGCCCCAUGCCACCACCAUUCAUCUAUUCCCUGGUAUGAAAUUCUUCCAGUGACAGGUAAUAAAGGAAGGGAUGAAGAGAAUGGUGAAGGAAUUGGGUAACCUCCUCUGCUGCUUCAGAACCUUUGGACAAGAUCUCCAGAUUGCCACCUGGCAACCUCAUGUUUUCUGCUGGUAGCAUUUUAAACCUGUUUUGAUGACCAUUUCUAUGUGUAAAGUAGGGUAGCAGUAAAUCUGGUCCUGAAUGUUCUUUCAAUAGAUCAUCUUCUGCUUGUAAAAACACACUUGUCUCCCCUCAUUUAUUGCAGUGGAUGGGGGUUUGUGGUAGGAAAGAAGAACAGCAAAUCUAUUAACCAUUAAAAAACCAUCCUGCUGAAGGUUGCCAGAGCACUGAACAACUCUAUGCUUAAGUUUUUUCCUUCCAUUUCUACAACCACAACCAAAGCUUAUUUAUUUCCUACUUAAGUCCAUAGAGUUCAAUGGAACAUACUUUGUAGUAAGCAUGUUUUAGGUUUUCAGCUUGAGAAAUGCCAGCAGUUCGUCUUUACCUUUGUGUAUCAUAAGCAUUCCUUCUAUUCCUUCCUACAUGCCAUUCUCCAGCUGACUGGUGCAUCUGGCCAGAUGCAGAAGUGGAAUAAGUCCUGGAACUUACUUGACCACCCUAAUCUAAGCACUUUCCUUCCCACAACUUUAGGAAUGUGCAGUGUGAUCUGGUGUAUGUUUACUCAGAAGUAAAUCCCACUGAUUUCAAUGGGCCUUACUCCCAAGCAAGUACAUAUAUGAUUGCAGCUUUGGACAUCUUCACUGGGACUGAAAGUAGUUGAUGCCUCUUGCAUUAUGGAACCUAAUUUGUCCCCUGCUGCUGUUUCCAGUAAAGAGAUGAGCCUGUUUUUCUGUUCUGUAAUGUGUAUGGGCUCUUUCUUCACUUGUGUGCAAUAAUGAUUAGAGCCUCUGCAUCUAGGGAAGUUCUAGAAGAAGCUGCAUUUUAGGGCCUAAAUUAUCCAGUUGUAUCUUCUACCAGUUAACAUGGUUGAGUAUGGAUAUUCCAUAGUCAAGGGCUUGUUUUAAACCGAUUAGACAGGACAGCCAUGUUCACACCUAGCAUUCCACUCAGUCCCAUGUAUUUAUAAAAAAAUGAAACAUGUAUAUGUGUGUAAAUGGAUAGAUACACUUCCAGCCUAAACUGGCUGACAGUGGGCAGGGGAACCUGAAUCUGCUCUUGUAUGAGAGCAGAGUCUUGGUCCAAGUGAUGGAUCUUGUCAUUUCUGGGGAUUCCGUUUUGCCAUUUUAUAAUUAAAAUAAAGCCGUUGCCAGAAAUAAGUUUGGUCUCUCGUUGUU